This is a messenger RNA of Molossus molossus (Pallas's mastiff bat), 3655 nucleotides long. RefSeq names its product myosin binding protein C2 (gene MYBPC2). The transcript has 28 exons. NCBI's taxonomy places the organism in Eukaryota, Metazoa, Chordata, Mammalia, Chiroptera, Molossidae. The coding region runs from base 122 to 3544 and encodes 1140 amino acids. Gene Ontology annotation, molecular function: protein binding. The record is from RefSeq and is a predicted model, not a curated record.
CCUCCCAGAGCCUCCUGGGAGCCACUGCACUCCUUAAAGGGUUCCUUCUGGAGGCCCACCUGUCCUCCCUGGGGCCCAGAGGGACACAGCCCGGUCAGAGGAGCCCAGGAGGUCGGCAGACAUGCCUGAGGAGAAACCAGCGGCCGAGGAGGCCCCCAAAGACAAAGAUGAGGCCACACCAGCUCCCAAGGAGGCGCCCCCAGAGGAGGCUCCUGCAGAGUCCCCCAAAGCAAAAACCCCAUCUGAGGACCAGUCCCCCACUGCUGAGGAGCCCACUGGCAUUUUCCUGAAGAAGCCAGACUCUGUGUCCGUGGAGAAUGGAAAGGACGUGAUGAUCUCAGCCAAGGUGAACGGGAAGGAGCUCCCAGGCAAACCAACCGUCAAGUGGUUCAAGGGGAAAUGGCUGGAGCUGGGCAUCAAGAGUGGGGCCCGAUUCUCCUUCAAGGAGACCCACGACUCCGCCAGCAAUGUGUACACCCUGGAACUGCGCAUCGGGAAGGUGGUACUGGGGGACCGCGGCGACUACCGCCUCGAGGUCAGAGCCAAGGACAUCUGCGACAGCUGCAGCUUCAACAUCGAUGUGGAGGCCACUCAGGACUCCUCUGGGCCGGUCCUGGAAGAGUUCAAACGUUCGGGUGACGCGAAGUCCGAAGACGCCGGUGAGCUGGACUUCAGUGGCCUGUUGAAGAAGAGGGAGGUUGUUGAGCAGGAGAAGAAAAAAAAGAAAGACGAUGAUGACCUGGGCAUCCCGCCUGAGAUUUGGGAGCUCCUGAAAGGUGCGAAGAAGAGCGAGUACGAGAAGAUCGCUUUCCAGUACGGGAUCACCGACCUCCGGGGCAUGCUGAAGCGGCUCAAGAAGGCCAAGGUCGAGGUCAAAAAGAGUGAAGCCUUCACGAAGAAGCUGGACCCAGCCUACCAAGUGGACAAGGGCGACAAGAUCAAGUUGGUGGUGGAGAUCAGCGACCCAGACCUUCCGCUCAAGUGGUUCAAGAAUGGCCAGGAGAUCAAGCCAAGUAGCAAGUACAUUUUUGAGAACGUUGGUAAGAAGCGAAUUCUCACCAUCAACAAGUGCACGCUGGCGGAUGAUGCUGCGUAUGAAGUCGCCGUUGCUGACGAGAGGUGUCUCACCGAGCUCUUCGUCAGAGAACCUCCCGUCCUGAUUGUGACACCCCUUGAGGACCAGCAGGUAUUCGUGGGUGACCGAGUGGAAAUGGCAGUGGAGGUGUCAGAAGAGGGUGCCCAGGUCAUGUGGAUGAAAGAUGGCGUGGAGAUGACCAAGGAGGACGCCUACAAGGCGCGGUUCCGCUUCAAGAAAGAUGGGAAGCGUCACAUUCUCAUCUUCUCAGAAGUGAGCCUGGAGGAUGGGGGUCGCUUCAAGGUCCUAACCAACGGCGGCCAGUGUGAGGCGGAUCUCAUUGUGGAAGAGAAACAGCUGGAGGUCCUGCAGGACAUCGCGGAUCUGACGGUGAAGGCCUCUGAUCAGGCCGUGUUCAGGUGCGAGGUGUCUGAUGCGAAGGUGACGGGCAAGUGGUACAAAAACGGGAUCGAGGUGCGGCCCAGCAAGAGGAUCACCAUCUCCCACGUGGGGAGGAUUCAUAAGCUGGUGAUCGAUGACGUCCGCCCGGAGGACGAGGGAGACUACACAUUCGUGCCCGAUGGCUACGCCCUGUCUCUCUCAGCCAAGCUCAACUUCCUGGAAAUCAAGGUGGAGUACGUCCCCAAGCAAGAACCACCAAAGAUCCACCUGGACUGCUCGGGGAAGACCUCAGAAAAUUCCAUCGUGGUUGUGGCUGGAAACAAGCUGAGGCUGGAUGUUGCCAUCACAGGGGAGCCCCCUCCUGAGGUCACCUGGCUGAAGGGGGACGAGGUGUUCUCGGCCAAGGAGGGCAGGACCCGCAUCGAGCAGCGCCUGGAGUGCAGCAGCUUCGUGAUCGAGAGCGCCCAGCGCGGGGACGAGGGCCGCUACACCAUCAAGGUCGCCAACCCCGCGGGCGAGGACGUGGCCUCCAUCUUCGUGCGGGUUGUGGAUGUCCCAGACCCCCCGGAGGCUGUGCGUGUCACCUCAGUGGGAGAGGACUGGGCCAUCAUUGUCUGGGACCCGCCUAAGUAUGACGGAGGGCAACCAGUCACUGGGUACCUCGUGGAGCGGAAGAAGAAGGGCUCUCAGCGCUGGAUGAAGCUGAACUUCGAGGUCUUCACGGACACAACCUACGAGGCCACCAAGAUGAUUGAGGGCGUCCUGUACGAGAUGCGGGUCUUUGCUGUCAACGCGAUCGGGGUGUCCCAGCCCAGUGUCAACAGCAAGCCCUUCAUGCCUAUUGCGCCUACCAGUGAACCUCGGCACCUGACAGUGGAGGACGUGACAGACACCACCACCACCCUCAAGUGGAGGCCCCCAGACAGGAUCGGGGCAGGCGGCAUCGAUGGGUACCUGGUGGAGUACUGCCUGGAGGACUCCGAGGACUGGAUCCCCGCUAACACCGAGCCGGUGGAGCGCUGUGGCUUCACGGUCAAGGACCUUCCCACGGGAGCCAGAAUCAUUUUCCGGGUAGUUGGGGUGAACAUCGCGGGGCGCAGCGAGCCGGCCACUCUGGCCCAGCCAGUCACCAUCAGGGAGAUUGUAGAGCAACCCAAGAUCCGCCUCCCCCGCCAUCUGCGCCAGACCUACAUCCGCAAAGUAGGGGAGUCCAUCAACCUCGUCAUCCCCUUCCAGGGAAAGCCCCGGCCCCAGGUGGUGUGGACGAAGGGCGGGGCGCCCGUGGACUCGUCCCGCGUGAACGUGCGCACCAGCGACACCGACACCGUGUUCUUCGUGCGCCAGGCGGCGCGCUCCGACUCGGGGGCGUAUGAGCUGAACGUGCAGAUCGAGAACAUGAAGGACACGGCCACCAUCCGCAUCCGGGUCGUGGAAAAGGCAGGGCCACCCAUGAACGUGAUGGUGAAGGAGGUGUGGGGCACUAACGCGCUGGUGGAAUGGCAGCCCCCCAAAGAUGACGGGAACAGCGAGAUCACCGGGUAUUUCAUUCAGAAAGCGGACAAGAAAACCAUGGAGUGGUUCAACGUGUAUGAACACAACCGCCCAACCCACUGUACCGUGGCUGACCUCAUCAUGGGCAACGAAUACUAUUUCCGAGUUUUCAGUGAGAACAUUUGUGGGCUCAGUGACUCCCCCGGUGUCUCCAAGAACACAGCCCAGAUCCUCAAGACAGGUAUCACCUGGAAACCGCCUGAGUACAAGGAACAUGACUUCCGGAUGCCUCCCAAGUUCCUGACGCCACUGCUGGACCGGGUGGUCGUGGCUGGUUAUGCUGCUGCUCUCAACUGUGCCGUCAGAGGCCACCCGAAGCCGAAGGUGAUCUGGAUGAAGAACAAGAUGGAGAUCCGAGAAGAUCCCAAGUUCCUGAUAACCAACUACCAGGGCAUCCUGACGCUGAACAUCCGCCGCCCGUCCCCCUUUGAUGCAGGGACUUACUCCUGCCGGGCUGUCAACGAGCUGGGGGAGGCACUGGCCGAGUGCAAGCUGGAGGUCCGAGUGCCGCAAUGAAACUCUCUCCCACCCGCCCAGACAAUUGGCUGCCGAGUCCUGACCCCGACCUCCCUGGACAGUGUUUCUUUAUCAGGGGCCAUCACUGAGAAGAUAACAAUUUUGCCUGGA